This is a messenger RNA of Castor canadensis (American beaver), 5349 nucleotides long. The record is from RefSeq and is a predicted model, not a curated record. NCBI's taxonomy places the organism in Eukaryota, Metazoa, Chordata, Mammalia, Rodentia, Castoridae.
UUCUGGACACUAUGUGGAAAUGCUCUGACUGCAAAAAGAGGGAUAUUUGGCAAAACAGGGGAUCUUCAGACCAUCCUUUGCCUUGCAUGUGCCAAAGAAGACAUCACCUACUCUGGUGCUUUAAAUGGUGACAUCUAUGUCUGGAAAGGGCUCACCUUAGUCCGCACCAUUCAAGGAGCACAUAGUGCUGGAAUCUUCAGCAUGUAUGCUUGUGAAGAAGGCUUUGCUACUGGUGGGCGAGAUGGUUGUAUACGGUUAUGGGACACUGAUUUCAAACCAAUAACCAAAAUUGAUCUCAGGGAGACAGAACAAGGAUAUAAAGGCCUCUCUAUCCGGAGCGUGUGCUGGAAAGCAGACCGCCUGCUAGCAGGUACCCAGGACAGCGAGAUAUUUGAAGUGAUCGUGCGGGAGCGGGACAAACCCAUGCUGAUCCUACAGGGCCACUGUGAGGGGGAGCUCUGGGCUCUGGCCCUGCACCCCAAGAAGCCUUUGGCUGUGACAGGCAGUGAUGAUCGCUCUGUCAGGCUGUGGAGCCUGGCUGACCAUGCCUUGAUUGCCCGCUGUAACAUGGAGGAAGCAGUUCGCAGUGUGGCCUUCAGCCCUGAUGGAUCUCAGUUGGCCCUAGGCAUGAAGGAUGGCUCUUUCAUUGUUCUCCGGGUCAGAGAUAUGACAGAAGUGGUUCAUAUCAAAGAUCGAAAGGAAGUCAUUCAUGAAAUGAAGUUUUCUCCAGAUGGUUCUUACCUCGCAGUGGGAUCCAAUGAUGGCCCAGUGGACGUCUAUGCUGUCGCUCAGCGGUACAAGAAAAUUGGAGAAUGCAACAAGUCCCUUAGUUUCAUUACACACAUCGACUGGUCCUUAGACAGUAAAUACUUGCAAACUAAUGAUGGUGCAGGAGAGCGAUUGUUCUACAAAAUGCCAUCCGGGAAGCCUUUAACGAGUAAAGAAGAAAUCAAAGGGAUUCCCUGGGCCUCCUGGACAUGUGUGAAAGGCCCUGAAGUGAGUGGAAUUUGGCCCAAAUACACUGAGGUUACUGACAUCAACUCAGUAGAUGCAAAUUAUAACAGCUCAGUGCUGGUGUCUGGAGAUGAUUUUGGACUGGUCAAAUUGUUUAAAUUUCCUUGUCUCAAGAAAGGAGCCAAAUUUAGAAAAUACAUAGGCCAUUCUGCACAUGUCACGAAUGUCCGCUGGUCCCAUGACUUCCAGUGGGUACUGAGCACAGGAGGAGCCGACCACUCAGUUUUCCAGUGGAGGUUCAUUCCAGAAGGUGUUAGCAACGACCUGCUGGAAGCCACACCACAGGAAGGUGGCACUGAUUCCUACAGUGAAGAAUCUGAUUCAGAUUUAUCUGAUGUGCCUGAGUUGGACUCUGAUAUUGAACAAGAAACUCAAAUCAAUUAUGAUCGCCAGGUUUACAAAGAAGAUCUACCUCAGCUAAAGCAACAAAGUAAGGAGAAAAACCAUGCAGUGCCCUUCCUCAAACGGGAGAAGGCUCCAGAGGACAGCUUGAAACUCCAGUUCAUACAUGGUUACAGAGGCUACGACUGUAGAAACAAUCUGUUCUACACGCAAGCGGGAGAGGUGGUCUAUCACAUUGCGGCAGUUGCUGUCGUGUACAACAGGCAGCAACACUCCCAGAGGCUGUACCUGGGGCAUGAUGAUGACAUUCUGAGCCUGACUAUCCAUCCAGUGAAGGACUACGUGGCCACUGGACAGGUUGGAAGAGAUGCAGCUAUUCAUGUGUGGGACACACAGACUCUAAAAUGCUUGUCACUGUUGAAAGGACAGCAUCAGAGAGGAGUGUGCGCACUUGAUUUUUCAGCCGAUGGAAAAUGUCUGGUGUCAGUUGGUUUAGACGACUUUCACAGUAUUGUAUUUUGGGACUGGAAAAAGGGAGAAAAGAUAGCCACGACCAGGGGGCAUAAAGAUAAAAUAUUUGUGGUGAAGUGUAACCCACACCAUGUUGACAAACUGGUUACAGUUGGGAUGAAGCAUAUCAAGUUCUGGCAACAAGCAGGUGGGGGCUUCACCUCUAAAAGAGGAGUUUUUGGAAGCAUUGGAAAACUGGAAACAAUGAUGUGUGUUUCUUACGGGCGAAUGGAAGACCUGGUGUUCUCAGGAGCAGCUACCGGAGAUAUUUUUAUCUGGAAGGAUGUCCUGCUCCUAAAGACAGUGAAAGCUCAUGACGGGCCUGUGUUCGCUAUGUAUGCCUUGGAUAAGGGCUUUGUCACAGGUGGAAAGGAUGGAAUUGUGGAGCUGUGGGAUGACAUGUUUGAAAGAUGCUUGAAGACUUACGCCAUUAAAAGAUCAGCACUGUCAACAAGCUCGAAAGGCCUGCUUCUGGAAGAUAACCCUUCAAUACGUGAUACCCUAGGGCAUGGACAUAUCCUGGUGGGAACAAAAAAUGGAGAGAUUCUGGAAAUUGAUAAGAGUGGCCCAAUGACACUGCUUGUUCAGGGGCACAUGGAAGGAGAAGUGUGGGGUCUGGCAGCUCACCCUCUCCUGCCCAUCUGUGCAACAGUGAGUGAUGAUAAAACACUUCGAAUCUGGGAAUUGUCCUCCCAGCACCGUAUGCUGGCAGUACGGAAACUCAAAAAAGGUGGAAGAUGCUGUGCCUUCUCCCCGGAUGGGAAAGCCUUAGCAGUUGGCUUGAAUGAUGGGAGUUUCCUGGUAGUAAAUGCUGACACUGUGGAAGACAUGGUCUCCUUCCAUCACAGAAAGGAAAUGAUUUCUGAUAUUAAAUUUUCAAAAGAUACAGGGAAGUAUCUAGCCGUGGCAUCCCAUGAUAACUUUGUGGACAUUUACAAUGUACUUACAAGCAAGAGGGUUGGCAUCUGUAAAGGAGCUUCUAGUUACGUCACCCAUAUUGACUGGGACUCUAGAGGAAAAUUAUUGCAAGUUAAUUCCGGUGCCAAAGAACAACUCUUUUUUGAAGCUCCAAGAGGCAAAAGGCACAUUAUAAGACCUUCAGAGAUUGAGAAGAUAGAAUGGGAUACAUGGACCUGCGUCCUGGGGCCCACCUGUGAGGGAAUCUGGCCAGCGCACAGUGAUGUGACUGACGUCAAUGCUGCCAGUCUUACCAAAGACUGCUCCCUCUUAGCCACAGGAGAUGAUUUUGGUUUUGUUAAGCUUUUUUCAUAUCCCGUCAAGGGGCAGCAUGCAAGAUUCAAGAAGUAUGUGGGACACAGUGCCCAUGUCACCAACGUUAGGUGGCUACACAACGACUCUGUGCUGCUCACAGUAGGUGGUGCUGACACAGCCUUGAUGAUUUGGACCAGGGAGUUUGUGGGAACCCAAGAGAGCAAGCUGGUAGACAGUGAGGAGUCGGACACAGAUGCCGAGGAGGAUGGAGGUUAUGACAGCGAUGUUGCUAGAGAGAAGGCCAUUGACUAUACCACCAAGAUCUAUGCCGUGAGCAUCAGGGAAAUGGAAGGCACCAAACCACACCAGCAGCUGAAGGAAGUGUCAGUGGAAGAAAGACCACCUGUUAGCCGAGCAGCUCCCCAGCCUGAAAAACUCCAGAAGAACAAUAUCACCAAAAAAAAGAAACUGGUUGAGGAGCUGGCACUUGACCACGUGUUUGGCUAUAGAGGAUUCGACUGUCGAAACAACCUGCAUUACCUUAAUGACGGUGCAGACAUCAUCUUCCAUACUGCAGCGGCCGGUGUCGUCCAAAACCUCUCCACAGGCAGCCAGAGCUUCUACCUGGAGCACACGGAUGACAUCCUGUGCCUCACAGUGAACCAGCACCCCAAGUACAGAAAUGUGGUGGCCACCAGCCAGAUAGGAACAACACCUUCAAUCCACAUUUGGGACGCCAUGACUAAACACACCCUCUCCAUGCUGCGGUGCUUCCACUCCAAGGGGGUGAAUUAUGUGAACUUCAGUGCAACUGGAAAGCUCCUGGUGUCAGUAGGAGUGGACCCCGAGCAUACCAUCACCGUCUGGCGAUGGCAGGAAGGUGCCAAGGUUGCUAGCCGAGGGGGUCACCUGGAGCGCAUAUUUGUGGUGGAGUUUCGCCCUGACUCAGACACACAGUUUGUAUCCGUCGGGGUCAAACACAUGAAGUUCUGGGCCCUGGCAGGCAGCUCCCUUCUUUACAAGAAAGGGGUCAUCGGGUCCAUGGAGGCAGCCAAGAUGCAGACAAUGCUGUCCGUGGCCUUCGGUGCUAACAACCUCACUUUCACGGGUGCAAUCAAUGGAGAUGUCUACGUGUGGAAGGACCACUUUCUCAUUCGACUAGUAGCCAAGGCUCACACAGGCCCCGUGUUCACAAUGUACACCACCCUCAGAGAUGGGCUCAUUGUGACUGGCGGGAAAGAGAGGCCAACCAAAGAAGGGGGUGCUGUAAAAUUGUGGGACCAGGAGAUGAAGCGCUGCCGGGCCUUCCAGCUAGAAACAGGGCAGCUGGUGGAGUGCGUGCGUUCUGUGUGCCGAGGCAAGGGAAAAAUUUUAGUAGGAACCAAAGAUGGAGAGAUAAUUGAAGUUGGUGAAAAAAACGCUGCUUCCAACAUCCUGAUUGACGGACACAUGGAGGGGGAGAUCUGGGGCCUAGCCACACACCCCUCCAAGGACAUCUUCAUUUCUGCCAGCAACGAUGGCACAGCCCGGAUCUGGGACCUGGCUGACAAGAAGCUGCUAAACAAGGUGACCCUGGGCCAUGCGGCCAGGUGUGCAGCCUAUAGCCCUGAUGGAGAGAUGGUGGCCAUUGGCAUGAAGAAUGGAGAGUUUGUCAUCUUGUUGGUGAACAGCCUGAAAGUUUGGGGGAAGAAACGAGACCGGAAAUCUGCCAUCCAAGAUAUCAGAAUCAGCCCAGACAACAGAUUUUUAGCCGUUGGUUCUUCUGAGCACACAGUUGACUUCUAUGACCUUACCCAGGGCACAAGUCUGAACCGCAUUGGCUACUGCAAAGAUAUUCCAAGCUUUGUCAUUCAGAUGGAUUUUUCUGCAGAUAGCAAAUACAUUCAGGUGUCAACAGGAGCGUAUAAGCGCCAGGUGCAUGAGGUCCCCCUGGGGAAGCAGGUAACCGAAGCCAUGGUCAUUGAGAAGAUCACCUGGGCUUCCUGGACAAGCAUUCUGGGAGAUGAAGUCAUUGGAAUCUGGCCUCGAAAUGCAGAUAAAGCUGAUGUCAACUGCGCAUGUGUGACCCAUGCUGGUCUGAACAUUGUCACAGGAGAUGAUUUUGGGCUGGUGAAGCUCUUUGAUUUUCCAUCCACGGAAAAAUUUGCCAAACAUAAGCGUUACUUUGGUCACUCAGCUCAUGUGACGAACAUCCGUUUCUCUUACGAUGACAAGUAUGUGGUCAGCACUGGAGGAGACGACUGCAGUGUAUUUGUGUGGCGAUGUCUGUAA